Musca domestica (house fly) is the source of this 2773-nucleotide messenger RNA. RefSeq names its product long-chain fatty acid transport protein 4 (gene Fatp3). Gene Ontology annotation, molecular function: long-chain fatty acid-CoA ligase activity; long-chain fatty acid transmembrane transporter activity. Gene Ontology annotation, biological process: triglyceride homeostasis. Bases 485 to 2467 code for a protein of 660 amino acids. Gene Ontology annotation, cellular component: endoplasmic reticulum. Lineage: Eukaryota; Metazoa; Arthropoda; Insecta; Diptera; Muscidae. The record is from RefSeq and is a predicted model, not a curated record. The transcript is spliced from 7 exons.
GUGAGUGACUGACUAAACCCCCCCCACUGAACGCGAUUCGCAAUGUUAUGAAAAUACUACAACUAAUAUCGGCAAUCGCAACAGAGCGCUUUUAGAUAGUCUUCUUUCUGUCUGUCGGUCGGUUGGUUGGUCUCCCGAAAAUAAAAAAACAAGAAAAACCAACAAACCGCCACAGCUCGUCAGUUAGUAAGCGCGAGAGAGUCGUAUUGAACGGCUGCCAGCUGUUCAUCUGGAAACUCGUAAACUGAAUGUGACCAAACCGGGCACCAUCAUACGUGUUGUUGUUGGUGUUUGUUGUAGUGAACGAAAGAAACGAAACACAAAUAAACAUUAAAUAAAAAUAGUAAUUAAUUAAUAAUAACUAUAAAACGAAACACAAGUAACGCAAAGGCUUUGCAGAAAGCGAAAAAAAAACGGAAAAACGCCAAAACAAAAAUAAAUUGUUAAUUAAGAAAUUCUAAAGAAACAACCACAACCGACAGCCAUGAAUUUACUCCUAGAAUUAAAUUUCAAACAGAAAAAUGCCACUCGGUUUUUCACAGCUCUUGGAGGUUUCCUGGUGUUCCUGCUAAUCAAGGACAAUGCCAAAUUAAGUUUGGGCUUAGGCGCAAUACUGGCGCUGAUGUUAAGGAAUCCAACAUUUGUCUAUGCUUUAGUGAAUACAGUACCACGGGAUACAGUGGCUGGCUAUCGUUUUGCAAAAAUGAACAUUUUCAUAUUGUUAAUGGAAUGGAAGAAAUGGUCAAUAGCCAGAAUAUUCCAGGAGAACUGUCGAAAACAUCCGGAGAAGGCUUGUUUCCUUAUCAAUGAUCGCCGCAUGACGUUCCAGGAUGUUGAGGAUUACAGCAAUCAAAUUGGCGGUUAUUUUAAGGACAAGGGAUUGCGAAAGGGUGACUGUGUCGCCCUGUUGAUGGAGGGACGGCCCGAAUACCCGGCCAUAUGGUUGGGUUUGUCAAAAAUUGGUGUGGUCACUGCCUUAAUAAAUUCCAAUUUGAGAAGAGAUACGCUGAUACAUUCCCUAAAAGUAGCCGAGGCCAAGGCAAUCAUUGUCGGGACCGAGUUGGUGGAAGUUUUGCAGGAAGUCAUUGAUAGCGAAGGUCUUCGCACGCUGCCCAUAUAUCAGUUUAGUGAUGAGGAACAGAGGACCAAUGAUAAUUUGGUCUUGAUGAAAGGUGCUGUCGAUCUGACGGGAGAUUUAAAAUAUCAGAAACCUGAAAAUCUUUGCAUUUACAUCAAUGAAUGUAGUCCAAAGGAUAAACUCUUGUACAUUUAUACAUCGGGAACGACAGGUCUGCCCAAAGCCGCUGUUAUAACAAACCAAAGAUAUCUCUUCAUGAGCACGGCAACCUAUCACAUGGUUGCCAUCACACCAAAUGACAUUAUCUACGAUGCCUUGCCACUUUACCACACUGCUGGCGGUGUGGUCGGGGUGGGUAUGGCUCUCAUCCACGGCAGUACCAUAGCUUUGCGUAAGAAAUUUUCCGUAUCUCAAUUUUGGAAGGAUUGUAUCAAAUAUAAGGCCACAUGUGCCCAGUAUAUUGGAGAAUUGUGUAGAUACCUGUUGACGGCACCAUCGAAGCCAGAGGACACGCAACACAAUUUGCGUCUUAUGUAUGGCAAUGGUUUGAGGGAACAAAUAUGGUCGCAGUUCACCACACGCUUUAAUAUACCAAAUAUUGCGGAACUCUAUGGUUCCACAGAGGGAAAUUCGAAUUUGGCAAAUGUUAGCAAUCAGGUGGGAGCAGUGGGUUUCAUCCCCAUGCCAAUUCGCCAUUUAACUCACCUCCAAGUCAUACGCGUAGACGAAGAAACGGGAGAGCCCAUACGCAAUGCCAAAGGUUUCUGUAUACGUUGUAAUCCAGGAGAAACUGGUCUUCUAAUUGGUAGAAUUGAUGCCCGCAAUGCCCUUACCACCUAUAACGGCUAUGCCGAUCGGGGAGCAUCGGAAAAGAAACUGCUACACAAUGUUUUCCGCAAGGGAGAUGUCUUCUUCAAUUCUGGUGAUAUGUUGGUUGGUGAUCUACUGAAUUAUUACUAUUUCAAAGAUCGCACGGGUGAUACAUUCCGUUGGCGUGGUGAAAAUGUCUCAACGCAGGAGGUUGAGGGUAUUAUAACAAGUGUGAUAGGUCUACAAGACUGUGUGGUGUAUGGGGUGGAGAUACCCCAUGUGGAAGGUAAGGCCGGCAUGGCGGCCAUUGAAGAUCCAGAUCGUAAAAUCGAUUUCCAACAUUUAUCCGUGGGCAUACGGGCCAGCUUGCCCACCUAUGCCCGGCCAUUAUUUGUUCGUGUCAUGGAUCAAAUACCUCGCACCUCCACCUUUAAAAUGAAGAAACGUGACCUCAUGUUGGAAGGAUUCAAUAUAGAGAAAUUCAAGGACCCGCUCUACUACCUCAAUAGCGAUGGUAUCUAUCGCCCAAUAACACAGCAACAAUUUGAAGCUUUAAAAACUGGCACAGCCGGAUUAUGAGAUGAUAACCAAGACUACUUUACGUGGUGUUUUUGUACAUUCAAACCUUAUCCUUCACUUCAUAGACAUUUGCCAUUAAGUAGGAACAAACAAAAUGUGUUAACGUGAAUUAAUUUUGUAGAACAAAGUACUAUUUUGUACCAUUUUGUGUAUAUUGUUAUUAGCCAUAGCAGAGUGAUUUAAAAGUUUUGGCGUUGCCAUAUGUUUUGUUAUGUUUUCAAAGAUUUUCAUUUUUGUUAUUUAUACAUUAAAAGUUAAUUAUAGUUGCACCAAAAAAAGACAAUAAAUUAUAUACUAUUUUAAAAU